Messenger RNA from Brassica rapa (field mustard), 717 nucleotides. RefSeq lists its product as uncharacterized. The record is from RefSeq and is a predicted model, not a curated record. Lineage: Eukaryota; Viridiplantae; Streptophyta; Magnoliopsida; Brassicales; Brassicaceae.
AUGGAAGCGAGCCACAUCUUGCUUGGGAGGCCAUGGCAAUUUGAUAGACGUGUAACCCAUGAUGGCUUAACCAACAAGCCUUCUUUUGAGUGCAAGGGAAAAAGAACUAUCCUGGUUCCUCUGACUCCUAAAGAAGUGCAUCAAGAUCAACUUCAGCUUCAAAAGAAGAAAGAAAUCGACCUCAAGCCAGAGCAAAACAAGCAACACAACUUCUAUGCCAAAACCGGUGAUAUUAAAAGAUCUCUUUACUCUAAUCAAUCAGUUCUCUUAUUUGUUUUUAAAGAAACUCUUUUGAAUCUAACUGAUUGUACACCGGUGUAUCCGAGUGAGAUGGCUACUCUUUUGCAGGAAUAUAAAGAUGUAUUUCCGGAAGACAACCCCAUUGGUUUGCCACCCACUCGUGGAAUUAAGCAUCAGACUGACUUUGUACCAGGAUCUGCUCUUCCUAAUCGACCAGCAUACAGGACCAAUCCAGUUGAGACCAAGGAACUCCAAAGACAAGUUGAGGAACUGAUGGAGAAAGGUCACAUACGAGAGAGCAUGAGCCCAUGUGCUGUACUCGUUCUUCUUGUGCCUAAGAAAGAUGUAUAUUUUGAUGAUAUCCUUGUUUACAACAAAUGUCUAGAAGAGCAUAUAGAUCAUCUUAGAUUGAGUAAAGGUGGAUCAAGAAAAGGUGAGGGCAAUUCAAGAAUGGCCAAGUCCUCAGACAGUAAGUGA